Messenger RNA from Phaeodactylum tricornutum CCAP 1055/1, 4658 nucleotides. RefSeq lists its product with no specific name. Lineage: Eukaryota; Bacillariophyta; Bacillariophyceae; Surirellales; Neidiaceae. The record is from RefSeq and is a predicted model, not a curated record. The coding region runs from base 1 to 4506 and encodes 1501 amino acids. The transcript has a single exon. Gene Ontology annotation, molecular function: ABC-type oligopeptide transporter activity; ATP binding; ATP hydrolysis activity.
AUGAGGUAUCCCGUGCGACAAUGCGUUGCCGUUUCACUCAUUCUAUCCCUGGUACAGGGCAGCAGUAGCAGUAGUGCUAGUAGUACUUCUACCACUGCGGCAUCUACGUCUACAAGUCCGGCAGGAACACCCAAGACUUCCACCGCGACUCCUCCCCUCGAGGAUUCGCGUUCGUUACCGAGGCUGCUGCCCCUGCCCCCCUCGCGACUUCCACCACCGCCUCCACCCCGGGAUGCACAACACGGUAAGGCUUUUACUUCUCUCGAGAAGGAGGAGCCACGGCAACAAUUCAUUAUUGCACCUCCUUGUCCACCAAAGGCGAAAGUGGAGGCUGCAGUCUCCGCCUUGGCGCAAUCCACAGACAAUGGGAGCGGUGAUGCGGGAUCCAAACACCAAGAAAAUCGUGAAUCGGAGACCAGCAAUGGCACUGCUAAGGAUAAAGCAUCGGGGCAAGAAUACUCUGCCCGUUCGGAACACUUUGCUAAUUCCACUAGCGACGACAGCGUGGGGAAUGGCCAAGAGACAGUCAGUAUGCGGCUAGAAGUCGAUGAGCCACCUAGUGAGGAACGGAUCGAAAGCGAGCCCACAGUUCGACGCGACCCAACACACUCCUCGAGCUACUUACCACCGCCGCGUCAGACCGAGGCUACUUCGAAACCUGUCAUUAAGCCUUUAGUUCCUCCGCCACCAGUGCCACCUCGCGCGGGCAGACAUACUGGAUUCGCCAACCCCCUAAAUAACCAGGAUUCCUCGCUACGGAGAAUAACAAAAGACGCACGGCCGCCUCCGCCUCGAGUUGCAAAUAAGACUGGGAACAGGAAAAAUGCAGAGCUUCCACAGCCGGAGAAUCCACUCCAACAUGCGACUCGAACUGCGAGUUCGCCACCGUCCGAACUGGUGGAUCGAUCGCAACCGCUCUGGCUGCACCAGAGACGGAUCACGAUUCCGACCGAAGCAAACCCGCUAUCGCAACAAAGGAGGCCUCCGUCCCCGCACAGAUCACUGCCGAAUCCGCAAUAUCGGCAGGCAGGCGGACGAUACGAUUCUUCUGAACGCGGGAGUCCGCCACAGCUGUACCAGACACAAGCUGGCUCUGGUACAAUGCAACUUAUUCAACGUCGACCCAGUCCACAAGAACUGCAUGCGCGGUAUUUGCAACAACGCUCUCACGCUCGUCCGCUACCGGCUUGGAAACGCGUUUGGAGGGGAAUUGAACGGGGUCUGGAUACCUUGGCCGAUUUGGAAGAUUCAGUCUCGGAUCGGGCCUCACAACUCGUGAACGACGUAGUCAAAAUUACGCCAGUAAAGCUACCCACAGCUAGUUGGAUACCACCUGUUCGUAAAUUGUGGAACAGCAAUACUAAAUCUUCAUUGGCACCAUUGCAUGAUUCAUUGCAACGAAACAAUAAUAAGGACUACGAAGAAGAAAACGAUCCAGAGUCACGAAUGCAGUUUUCGGUUGCUUCCGGAAGAAGUUUGGCUAGUGCCGAUGGGGCCCCCAUACCUGGUGGACUGGAAUCACUGGCAAAUCGAAAAAUGGCCGCAUCGCGAUUCGAAUCGACAGCUCCGAUCAACGGCCAAACGCCUACUAGUGCGAAUGACAUGGAUGACAAAACUGAACCUUCUGUUACUAUGAAUCCGUACGUGAUCCAGUAUCCGCAGACAUCUACGGAUACCGAUCUGACAGGGAGGAAUACAAAACGCUUAAUACGAGCAAAUGGCGGGGCGUUGGAUCCAGCUCAGACGAGUAGUCUUCCAUUUGCCGCCAAACCUGAAAACAACAAGUCCUUUGCUGCUCCUCAAAAAGGAGCGGAGAAAUCGACCACAUCAUCUGGAACGCCUCUGCCUGUGCCUUCCGCGGCGUCCGGAAUCCGCCAGGAUUCGAGGGCCUUCUUAAACUCACAGGCUAACUCGCCACAUUUGUCUUCCAGCUCCAAGCGACCAACGACGACGACCUUUCUCAACGAUAGCGAUGACGACAAUGACGGAUCGCAAUCUCUGGUCGGGAAGCUUGGACGAAUAUUGCCGUCUCUGUCACGUAUACCACGUUUUCGUUUUCAUUUACCAGGUCGAGGUAGUAGCUUCUCACAAGACUAUUCUUCUGCCGCCAUGGAUAUUUGGGCCGAUGAAGACGACGAAGAGAGCUCGCGAGGUUUCUUAGGCAUAUUUAGUCGCAGCAAAGCGACAAGGCCUGAUACCGUCCAUGUUGCAGCGCAUAUGCGCCCCCGUCCAAAGAAGGGCACCUCGCUACCACCUCCAUUAGAUGAUCUAAUGGAUAGGUGCGGCCGUGGAAAAUCUUCAUCUCUUUUGAACGCCGACGACGAGAGACAAAGCAUCGCAGUCGGUCGUGCUCGUGCCGUGCUGGACAUAGCCCAACUCAUGUUUUUCAUAUUCGGAGCUAGGCUGGUGCCGGAUAUCGGCAGCGUACCGCUUCCCAAAACACCAUUGGAUUUUCUUUCAACAACAAUACCGUUCUUCUUGUCUGCAUUGAUGGAUGCGACGGAUACCUGGGCCCCGUUUGCCUUCGCUACCGCAUUUCUCGUGGCCAGAACUAGGGAUGUUUUAUUAGACAAAAGAGUCCAAACACUGGAGAAGUCCAUCGGCGCUUCGGUGCACGAUGAAACGCAGUAUGGCUCAAUGUUCUUGCGACUCUUCUCAUCGCAACCAACAAGCAGGAUGCUUCCAGUCCGAUCGGAAAAAGCUGCUCGGGCGCAGCUUCUAGCAAAAAUUGAGACGGCUCGAUUGAAGACUUUCGUGUCGUGCAUCUUGAUUAGCCUCGCUAUAAUGACCGUUUCUAUUCUCAGGACGCUUUUCGUGACGAUUAUUCAGUCCCUCGGAAAUUUGGCCGGGCUGCAGGAAUGGAGGUCGUGGCCUCCACAUUGGGGCGAGCUGGGUGGUGGUAUGAAAGGCGUCGUUCUGGAUUUGGGAAAAUCAAUUUCUCAGAUGAUAACCAUAGAGCUUGCAGAUGUGCUCGACUAUCCCUUGCGGGUUGCCUACCACGUUUCGGUAUUUGCCGCUCUCUCCACGGUAGCUCUGCUUCCGGUGCUUGAGACGAAGCGCAAAGUUCAGCCUGUUGCGGAGCAAGAUGCCGAGGAAGAAGGCGAAGUUCAUCUCAAAUUGACGGAACAAAUGACCGACUUGGGCUCUUCGGGGGCAAUUAGACUCGCGUUGUUGGCGGACGACAACACGAUCGAGUCACUGCUUGAACGAUGGCGCUUGGCCAUUCCGUUGGCGGCCGAAACUAAGUCGGGUUUAUCCAUAGCAUCGCUAAGUCGACUGGUGCUUUAUGGUGGCUUGGCCGGCGCAAUUCUGGUGUUUCCUCUUGUUGUGUACGGUCUCGUGGGAAUCACAACGUUCAAUGCUCGUAACAACGCAUUACUACGGUGGGAUUCGUUAUGCGAUGUUGCAAUUGUCCUUUUCUUUACCCACCGUAUUGCGUGGGACACACUGUCGCAUGUAGUACGUGCUACCGAUUCGAAACAGCAUAUUGUUGGCUUUCUGAGAUCGCUCAAGAUGGCUGUUGACGAGCGGACCACAUCAUUGUCUUCGCAAACAGUGGAUUUACAGCUCCAGGCUUCGAUAUCCGCGAUUACUGGCCUGACUGUGAAGGAUCUUUGGGCCGCGCACGCCACACGACGAGCGUGGGCGGUUCGAGGAGCCAAUCUAACUUGUCGUAACGGCGAAGUUCUGGUGAUUCUGGGUGAAGCGGGAUCUGGCAAAACGCGGCUGCUGACAACAUUGGCGGAAUCUAUGAUUGUUCCACCGAGAAGGGCUCGCUCGGCAACUCGAGUGCGAGGCAACAUCUCUUUCGGGAGCUUGGAUGUCACGAAAUGGGAUCCAAAUCAGCUGAAGAAGCGGUUGGGUCUAUUUUUGACCGAUGUUCGCACGGUUUCCGACACGGCACAAGUUGUGUCUGGUUUGACUUUGGAAGAGAUACUGGAACCUUCCGACGGCUUACGUGAGGUUGAUGCUUCCCAUUCGCCUGGCGUCAGUGAGCGUUCGUGUAUGAUGUUGGCAUUAAAACUGACUGGUCUGUAUACGACCUUGUUGCCGCGUUUGCCGUCAAAAAUGUCGAGUGUGGUGACGGCAACAGAAGACGAUUUGAGGCCCUCUCCGCUGCGACCUCGAUACAACGUGUUGUCACCAACGGAAUGGACGAAGCUACUCCUUUCGAAAGUACUCGCACAAGCUGUCUACGAUAACGAAAACUCGGCGGGUUCCAACGACAAGAUGGAAAAUAGUUUGGUGGGUUCAAUCUUGAUUCUGGAUGACGUCGUUUGUCAACUUUCUGAAGUGGAUGAGGCGCGAUUCGUCCGCGAUUUGCGUUCGACUGGCGCUGCUACGCUCUUGACGUCGCCUCGUUGGGUCACGGGACGAUUCGCCGAUCGGAUCGCAGUAGUGCGGGACGGUGCCGUCGUAGAAUGCGGCACGCACGCGGAGUUGCUCAAUCGCGGUCCCCAACAAAGUUUGUACGCGGCUAAAUGGCACGCCAUGACGGCACAGUAGAAAGUACAGCGCUGAUUAGUUAUCUUAUGGCAUCUUAUGGCAAUUGUCCACCAUCCAAGGACAAUGUUCGAGGCGAACAAGGAUCAUCUUGUUUGCGCCCUCUCCAGAGCUAGGAAACCGACAUGUCGGUCCUACUAUGGUAAGCGUGUGAU